GCAGGCCAGCUACCAUUGCCACCGAGACCCAAGUACCCUCGGUCCUCACUCUCCAAGAAAGCACUUGUUGCUACAGAUCACUCCGGAGGCAUACCCAUGGCGGUCGGCAAGCUUGCGGUGGUCGCCUUAGUGGCGUCGUCUCUCCUCAUGCUCAGCACCAUCAAGGCUGCCGGAUACGCUCCUGCACCUGCUCCCCUUGGGCCUCCUCCCCACAAGAUCGUAGACCCCUCCAAAGACUGCGGGGGGGCGUGCGACGUGCGGUGCAGCGAGAACAAGCGCAAGAACAUGUGCUCCCGGGCGUGCCUCAAGUGCUGCAGCGUGUGCCACUGCGUGCCGGCGGGCACGGCCGGCAACCAGGAGACCUGCGGCAAGUGCUACACGGACUGGACCACGCACGGCAACAGGACCAAGUGCCCGUGAACGGACGAGGCUCCGCGACACCGCAUAUGCAUGCCUGUGUCGUAUGUCUGUCCCUUCUAGAAAUCUUAGCUAGCUCUAGCUUGCUCAGGGUUGAUGUUGGUGUGUGUGUGUGUUACCUUCUUCGGAACCAGGCUCUUCCCCAUUUUUACUACCGGCGUGUUGGGGGUUCAUCUUGGUUAGGAAGGGUGUUUUGGCGAGCUGGUGCCUGUUGUUUUUCUUGUGUAAAAAUGAGUGUCUUCUACUGUAUGUCAUCAUGUUUCUCCUCUAAAACUUUAUGUGAUCAGUGCGCGGUUUGCGCAGUAACC
Messenger RNA from Brachypodium distachyon (stiff brome), 725 nucleotides. Its product is annotated as snakin-2. The record is from RefSeq and is a predicted model, not a curated record. Bases 97 to 420 code for a protein of 107 amino acids. Lineage: Eukaryota; Viridiplantae; Streptophyta; Magnoliopsida; Poales; Poaceae. The transcript has 3 exons.